UCAAGGUUUGGAGCCCAAUAUGCGAGACAAAGUUAUCUAUUCAUCUCCAAAUUUUGAUCCCAAAGUUUUCCUUUCGUGGGUCCACAAAGACACGAGCGCUGCUGACUUAGAGGCUAGUGCUCUCACCUUGAAAACUGAUCUCAAAGGGAGAACACAGCAGAAAAAACUGUUAGUCAAGGAGAACUUUGAUUGUUUUGUCUCGUGCAAAACUACAAUAGAUGACAUUGAGUCGAAAUUGAGACAAAUAGAGGAAGAUCCUGAAGGUGCAGGUACUGCUCACUUGUAUUCAGUGACACUAAAAAUUAGUGGUGUGGCAAAUCGUGCAUUUGAGCCUCGAUUAUAGAAUUUUGUUAAUGUCUCAUAUAUGCUCAACUCUUGGAAGAUUUCCAUUUAAUAAUACUAUAAUCGACGCCGAGGAUGGUGGUCCGUAAAUACCAUGUCACCCCAAUCCCCAUCGCCCCCAAGACACAGAUUUGGGGCCACCCCAAUCCCCAUCCUCGACUGCGCUCUCUAAGGAAUACUGAUGCUUUGGUGUCAACUUUGGCUCUCCAAUACUUUACAAGGUAUAUACGAUUUAUUAUUGGUUAUGGGUUAUGGGGGCUUUGAGUCUUCGAUCUAACGAUAUAUUAUGGGAGCUCCGAGUCCUCAAUCUGGUAGUUGUGGGAUAUGCUUGUAGCCAGUCGUUCUGAUGAUUCCAAUAGGCUCUUUCUUAGGGUUGGAUCUCCUCAUGGUUUUCUUUUAAUUAAAUAAGUUUG
Molecule: messenger RNA, 755 nt
Organism: Zea mays
Lineage: Eukaryota; Viridiplantae; Streptophyta; Magnoliopsida; Poales; Poaceae
Product: exocyst complex component SEC5A
Exons: 3
Coding region: 20-343 (107 amino acids)
Biological process (GO): exocytosis; Golgi to plasma membrane transport
Cellular component (GO): exocyst
Source: RefSeq, a predicted model, not a curated record